Messenger RNA from Saccostrea cuccullata (small rock oyster), 1870 nucleotides. Its product is annotated as protein disulfide-isomerase A6-like. The coding region runs from base 127 to 1443 and encodes 438 amino acids. The transcript has 12 exons. NCBI's taxonomy places the organism in Eukaryota, Metazoa, Mollusca, Bivalvia, Ostreida, Ostreidae. Gene Ontology annotation, molecular function: protein-disulfide reductase activity; protein disulfide isomerase activity. Gene Ontology annotation, biological process: response to endoplasmic reticulum stress. The record is from RefSeq and is a predicted model, not a curated record. Gene Ontology annotation, cellular component: endoplasmic reticulum lumen.
CCAGCUUACACGUAUUUCGUUUCAGCCAAUCAGAAAAAGCCACGCUUGUUAUUUCGGGACAACAACGUGUUGACAGAAAACCGGCAGUUGAGUGAGAGAUUGAGAGAAGAGGAGAAACAAACGACAAUGAACAUACUUUUGUUGGCGGUGGCGGUGUCUUCUGCUUCAGCUUUAUACUCUAGUUCUGAUGAUGUCCUAGAGUUAACUCCCUCUAAUUUCAACAAAGAAGUUAUCCAAAGUGACUCACUUGUCUUUGUGGAGUUUUAUGCACCAUGGUGUGGACAUUGUCAACAGCUGGCUCCAGAAUGGAAAAAGGCUGCAACUGCCCUGAAGGGUGUGGUGAAAAUUGCUGCAGUGAAUGCUGAUGACCACCAGAGCUUGGGAGGGCAGUAUCAGAUUCAGGGAUUCCCAACCAUCAAGGUGUUUGGAGCCAACAAAAACAGUCCAUCUGAUUAUCAAGGGGGAAGAACAGCUGAUGCUAUUGUAAGUGAAGCCAUGUCCAAACUGAGAAGUCUAGUUCAGGACAGACUGAAGGGUAGAGGAGGAUCCGGGGGUAGGAGUGGUGGAAGUGGUGGUGGAAAAUCUGGCGGUGGUGGCAGUCCUGAUGAUGUGGUAGAGCUGACAGACAGUAACUUCCAGAAGCUGGUGUUGGACAGUGAUGAUAUGUGGAUGGUUGAGUUCUUCGCACCGUGGUGUGGACACUGUAAGAAUCUGGCCCCACACUGGCAGAGUGCUGCCUCAGAAAUGAAGGGCAAGGUCAAGUUUGGAGCUCUGGAUGCUACAGUGCAUUCUGUCAUGGCUAACAGAUACGGAGUGAGAGGAUACCCCACCAUUAAGAUGUUCCCUGCAGGUAAGAAGGAUGGGGAGGCUGAAGACUAUGAUGGAGGAAGGACCUCCUCAGACAUCGUUAACUGGGUCACCGAGAAAUUCGCUGCCAACCUCCCACCCCCAGAAGUUGUGCAGAUCCUGUCACAACACACCAUUAAGGAGAACUGUGAAGAAAAGCAGCUGUGUGUUAUUGCUGUGUUACCCCACAUCCUGGACUGUCAGUCUCAGUGUAGGAAUGAUUACCUACAAAUCCUCAAGGAUAUGGGAAACAAAUUCAAGAAACAGCCCUGGGGCUGGAUAUGGACAGAAGCUGGUCAGCAGAUGGAGCUAGAGUCAUCUCUUGGUAUUGGUGGAUUUGGUUAUCCUGCCAUGGCAGCUGUAAAUACCAGGAAACAAAUCUAUGUCUUACUGAAGGGACCAUUUAGUGAAAAAGGAAUCAAUGAAUUUUUGAGAGAUCUGUCAUAUGGUAAGGGGGCACCUGUUCCACUGAAAGACUCCAAGAUAGCAAAGAUAGAGAAAGCAGAGGAGUGGGAUGGCAAAGAUGGAGAGCUACCAGUAGAAGAGGAUUUAGAUCUGAGCGAUAUUGAUUUGGACGAUAUGAAGGAUGAGUUAUAGAUUUAAAUUGUCAUGUGUGGAUUAAAUGUAUUGUGUGUGGAUGUGUAUAUAUGUGUUUACAAGAGAGCAUGACUGCUGAAAAUGAAUAAAUGCCAUUUGUGAAAUGAAACUGUGUUUAGUUUCAUUCCUUAAUGUGCGUAAUUGUGGAUUAAUAUUCAAUCAGUUAUUUUUUUACUCUCCAUUAUGUGGAGUCAUGAAUGAUCUGUUGUUUGUGGAAGAUGUAUAUUUUUUGAGAUCAUGUUAAGUAUUUGUGUUUGACUUAAUUAUACUUUUGUCUGUGAAAAUCCAAUGUGGGAAAACCAUCUGUAUCUUAUUGUUACAUGUACAUGACCAGAAGGAGAGAUGUUAGUUGCUGAUUUUGUCAAAAUGAAUUCAUCUGCUUUAUGACCAUUAAUUUAUGACGUAAAAUAAAAAUUGAAAACCCAAA